Molecule: messenger RNA, 1447 nt
Organism: Monascus purpureus
Lineage: Eukaryota; Fungi; Ascomycota; Eurotiomycetes; Eurotiales; Aspergillaceae
Source: the annotation of a GenBank genome assembly
UCGCUACGGAGAGCUGUUCUUCAACUACCAUCGCCCCUGAGAAAAACACGAAAACUACCGUCUUCCCUGUCUCAUCCCUUCGAUGACCAUGACCGACGGCGGUUCCUUCACAUCUUCGCAAUCGCAGCUUCUCUCCUCAUCCUCGUCUCUUCCCCCGGCGAAGCUCUGCUCCAAGGCAUACAAGAAAUCGUCGCAAUUAUACUUGACGCGUCGCCUACAAGAUGCUCUAUCUGCUCUUGAACCAGUAAUCACAGUACCUGCCGCGGAAAGAGAGCAGUACACCAAUGGAGGAACUCUAUCUCCUGUGUCUGCGUCAAUUGCUACUGUUCCUAGCACGUGGAGAAUUAAAGUGUGGAAUCUAUAUAUCGCGUUACUCAGCGCGAUAGUCGACUUGGGCCCCGAGGAAGGGAAACAGAUAUUCGGACAGAAAGAAUGGAAGGAAAUCGCAGCAAAGGUGCGCGACGGCAACGUUUGGCAGACGGUUGUCCAGACCGGUUACCAUGGCAUCGAAGGAGCAGUUGAUGCAGAUGUUGUCUAUAAUCUGGCUACCCUAUUAUUGAACCACUCGCCAUCGCAGACGCUGAACCAACAACGCAUUGAAACUUACCUCUCGUCCUAUGGUCAAUCAAGUCUCGAUAUUCCGGAUAAUCUACAGCAGAGUUCUCUGUCAGACGUUGAACAACGUCAGGCUGGUCCUGGGAGUGGGACGAGCACCCCGAAAGACUUGGCUGCUAGAGUUAGGAUAAUCGAGCUCUUCACCCUACAUGUCCUCCCCAGAAACAAUGAGUGGGAAUAUGCCAGAGAUUUUAUUAGUCUGAGCGAUGUGCUAGAUGAGGAACGGAAGGAGGCCUUUCUGCAAGCUCUCGAGAACCUCAAGGAGGAGAAGGAAAUGGGAGAGUUGCGCGCUGCGGAGAUCCAACGAGGGAAAGAGGCGGAAAUGGCGAAGCAUGCACGGGAAGCAGAACGUCGGAUGGCAGAGGAGGCUGCUGCUGCUGCUCCUGAGCGCUCGGGGCAAAAUGGCCUCAGGCGGGCCAGCAGUGAGGUCGACUUCGGUAUCGAAAAGAAUCACCCGAACGGCACCUUGAAGGGUAAGGGGGCGAAGUCUGAGAGAAGACAGUCCGGCACCAAGACCGCUACAGCACCGGGACGAUCUACGGUCUCAGCUUCCUCGAGCUCCUCAAAGAAUGUCAAGAAAUCUGAGAAACCGAGGGCGAGACCAGGGCAGCUCCGGGCAUUGACAAAUGCGAUACGCAAUCUCCUGCGGCACAUUGCACAAGCAGCGAGCAGCAAUCCAUUGUCGGUUUUCCGCACGUUGGUAUUUAUACUGGGUAUUAUCAUGGCGUUCAGCAAACAAAAUGUGCGCGAACGCGUUGGGAAAAUAACCGGGGCAGGUUGGCAAAAGGUCAAAGGUACUAUUGGGAUGGGCGUUAAGGUCAGCUAUAUUUGA